AUGCGCGGUAAAGCAUCAUCAUCGAGACGGAAGAAAAGACGAGUACCGGAAGCAGAUGAUGAAGAGGAGGAGGAGGGGGUCGUUUUGAGUUCGAGCACCACGAGCGGCGGAACGACAACAACGUCGGACGACGACGAAGAAGAAGAAGAAGAUGUUCAGAAGACAAAGAAGAAAAGACGGGGAAAGCACCCUUCGAGAGAAACGAUCAAAUGCGCGUUCGAACAGCUCUGCGCCGCCGGGAAAACCGAGGAGGAUAGAAAACAACACCACCACUCAGAAAAAGAUCACGACGAUGAAAAAAAAGCAGGAAGAAGAGGAAAAGGGGGAGUGAUGAAAGGUUUUUCGAUCCAAAACCUUCUCGAAAUGUGCGUCAAAUUCGGGUACCAAAAUUGGACCGUCUUGGACGUGGAGAACAUGAUUCGGGCGUACGAGUUGAGCGAAGCGAAAGGCGAGAUUAUUCGCAUCAAUAAUCAUCUCGAUUCAAAACAAAACAAAGAUGACGUACUACUCGAGGUCACCGAAAAAGGGUUCCGAGAGAUUGUAAGAAAAUGUGGCGUUCGAGAGCUGUAA
Messenger RNA from Bathycoccus prasinos, 570 nucleotides. RefSeq lists its product with no specific name. The coding region runs from base 1 to 570 and encodes 189 amino acids. Lineage: Eukaryota; Viridiplantae; Chlorophyta; Mamiellophyceae; Mamiellales; Bathycoccaceae. The transcript has a single exon. The record is from RefSeq and is a predicted model, not a curated record.